Messenger RNA from Diabrotica virgifera virgifera (western corn rootworm), 1432 nucleotides. RefSeq names its product glycoprotein-N-acetylgalactosamine 3-beta-galactosyltransferase 1-like. Gene Ontology annotation, molecular function: N-acetylgalactosaminide beta-1,3-galactosyltransferase activity. The coding region runs from base 102 to 1196 and encodes 364 amino acids. The record is from RefSeq and is a predicted model, not a curated record. The transcript has 4 exons. NCBI's taxonomy places the organism in Eukaryota, Metazoa, Arthropoda, Insecta, Coleoptera, Chrysomelidae.
UUUUGACGGAAUGAAAUUGUUAUAACCUCAAUAUGUAAACAAAUGAAACAUAUACAAAAUACAAUGUCAAUUUUCUCUUUAAUUUGGUACAUUUAAAUAUUAUGGUACAUUUUUAUUGCAGGCUCUGCAUCUUUUUUGUAGGACUCUUAUUAGGGAUAUUACUAACUAAAUUAUAUACUCAGGUAGACAAAUCAUCAUCGAAGGCAUAUUAUAAGAUAUGGUUCAAAAAACAAGGCUUUUUGAAAAGAAGUAUGUCAUGGGAUAUAUUGAGGUACAAAAAUAAUCGUAAUAUUAAGGGGACGCUAGAGUCUGACUUGCUUUUUAAGAAAGUUAAAAUUUUAUGUAUAAUACUGUUGAAACAAAACAAAUACGAGAAACAUAUCCAAUCAACAUGGGCAAAAGGUUGCAAUGCAAUUAAGUUUGUUAAUGUUCAAAGAACCAAAAGUAUUCCUUUAAAGAGGGAUAAUAAAAACUCUUCUUGGGCAAAACUUUGCCAAACUCUACAAGAUGUAGAAAGCUAUAACUGGAUCUUGAUUGCAAGUGAAUAUACUUUUGUGAUAAUGGAAAAUUUGAGGUACCUGUUGGCUCCACUUAAUCCAGAAUAUAAAUAUUAUAUAGGGCAUACUGUAGAAUUUUGGAAAUUACCCUAUAAUACAGUUGACAGUGGAAUUGUGUUAAGUGAAGGUUCACUCAAAAGUCUAAGACAAAAUAUUAACAGAAAUGAUUGUCUAUCGUUUUCUUAUUGGAAUAGAGAAGAUUAUUAUCUGGGGAAAAGCUUGGCACAAUUAAAUAUUACACCUAUUGAUAUAAGGGAUGAAAAUGGUUUUACAUUAUUUUUUCCAAGUAAUUUAAAUUCGCUAAUAUUUUAUGAAGAUAGUCAAUACAAAUCAAGUAUAUUUCCUAUAAAAUGUUGUAGUAAACACAUAAUAUCGUUUCAGGCGGUAGAUGGUGAUAAAAUGUACACAUACUAUUAUUUGCUUUAUGUUGUACAACUGUUUAUGGAAGGCAACUUGGGAAAUAAAUUAAACUCUCAAAAUAACGACGAUCAGGUAUGGAAAAACUUUUUGAAGUCAAGAAAUAUCACGAAUUAUAACAUUUCAAGUGCCGAAUAUUAUCAAGUUUGGGAAAAUUUAAUAGACGACCCUACAUCUUUUGCAGCAAAUAUGAAGAGGGAUGUAGAAGAAUAUAACUUAUAAAAUAUAUUUAUAUAUAGGGUGAAGAAAAAACGUGCCCAUUAUUUUAUUGAAUAAAUGCAGUUGUGAAAAGAUUUUGUGUAAUAACAAACUGCAUUAAAUUUUUCUAUGGAUGCAUUAUAUCCAUAAAUUUAAUGGACAUAUUUUUGAAUUAUAGUUUUUAAGAUUAUGCUGAAAGAAAAUGUUUUUAUAUUUUUGUAUUUUUAUAUUUCUAUUAAAAACAUAACUAUUUUUGAAAA